Molecule: messenger RNA, 1474 nt
Organism: Ceratosolen solmsi marchali
Lineage: Eukaryota; Metazoa; Arthropoda; Insecta; Hymenoptera; Agaonidae
Gene: moody
Product: G-protein coupled receptor moody
Exons: 7
Biological process (GO): G protein-coupled receptor signaling pathway
Cellular component (GO): membrane
Molecular function (GO): G protein-coupled receptor activity
Source: RefSeq, a predicted model, not a curated record
UUCUCCAGGCCGCUGAGGAACUUUGCAGCGACGAUCGCCAUCCUCAUCAUGAUCAUCGGCCUGCUGGGAAAUCUCCUCACUAUUGUCGCCCUCCUCAAGUAUCCCAAAGUCCGUAACGUAGCCGCGGCCUUCAUCAUAAGCUUGUGCGUCGCCGAUUUCAUUUUCUGCCUGCUGGUACUACCUUUCGAUUCCAUCAGAUUCGUCGACGCAAGUUGGGCCGACGUUCGCUUUUUAUGCGUCUUGGUGCCUUUUCUACGAUACGGCAAUGUCGGAGUGAGCUUACUCUCCGUUGGCGCCAUAACGAUUAACAGAUACAUCAUGAUAGCGCAUCACGGAAUAUACGGCCGAGUAUACAAGAAACACUGGAUUGCUUUAAUGAUUCUCUUUUGUUGGCUCUUCUCCUACGGAAUGCAAGUCCCGACUCUCGUCGGCUCCUGGGGCAAAUUCGACUACGAUUCGAAUCUCGAAACCUGCUCGAUCGUCCGAGAUGCUAAUGGCCGGACCUCGAAAACUUUCCUAUUCGUAACCGGAUUCGUCAUCCCGUGUAUCGUCAUCGUUGGCUGCUACACGAAAAUAUUUUGGGUCGUCCACAAGUCGGAGUCGAGGCUGAGGAAACACACGGCACCGCCGAGCAUCAAGUCGCCCCACAGCCCAGGGCGUGACACCCGCGAGAUCAAGCAGCGGCGCAGCGAGUGGAGGAUCACCAAAAUGGUCCUUGCCAUUUUCCUUGGAUUCGUUGCCUGCUACCUGCCGAUCACGAUUGUCAAGGUCGCCGAUCCGGAAGUCACGCAUCCGGCGUUCCACGUGAUGGGCUACCUCCUUCUGUACUUCGCCUCGUGCGUCAACCCCAUAAUAUACGUUAUUAUGAACAAGCAGUACAGGCAGGCCUACGCGGGCGUGAUUAGCUGCUCGAGGAUAAGGGCGAGCCUCACGCCCCAUGGAAGCAGCGCACCGGGCCAGAACAACUUCGGCCACCAAGAUUACUCCAAAGACUACAGCAAGACUAUGGUCUCGUCAGUAUCCAUCGCUAUGAAUUCCGUAAGAGACGUUCAUCGCGACGAUCAAUUUUAACGAAGUGGAUAAGAUAGCGCAACUUUAGACGUGACACUGGAGAGAAAUUUAGUCAUUUUAUCGACAUAUAUAAAGUUUCGGUUGGAGGAAACGACGAAGGAUGGUAAUAGGAACGUCAGCAGGCUAUUUACGGGAAAGCCCAUUAAUAUUCAUUCGACUAAGAGGUUCUCAAGAAUUAGAAAAUCCUGUACGCCUUGUCGUAAUGUCGAACUGUUCACAUUUCUCUUUAUACGGAUACGUAGAAGUUCUGAUGCAGCAUGUAGCAGGAUGUAUGAUUAUUUUAUACACGUACGCGUUAUAUGUACAAAAGUCAUGAUUGCACGACCAAAGAGCGCGAAAGAAUUCAGAUUUUGUAAAUAAAGUACAUGUGUAAGGGAGUAUAGAGUACGGCAGCUAGUUAAAU